Molecule: messenger RNA, 4807 nt
Organism: Paramormyrops kingsleyae
Lineage: Eukaryota; Metazoa; Chordata; Actinopteri; Osteoglossiformes; Mormyridae
Gene: tdrd7b
Product: tudor domain containing 7 b
Source: RefSeq, a predicted model, not a curated record
GUCGCUUUUUAGCGCCGGAGCUGCUGCGUUUACACCGGAGCGAAGCGUCCGGGAGACAGUAAAGGCGCAGUCUCUCCCGGCUUCCAGUCCCGCGAAAUCGGGUCAAAUUAACUAAUUAAGCAAAAACCAAACCAGAAAGAAGAAAUUUAUUCAAAUUAAACCAACUGACAUUUCUAUGGACAGCCCGCGCGCUUCAAGUGACUCACACGAAGCCUGAUUUCUUUAAUACCGAUAGCUAUAAUAAUGAUCAAUUUUCGGUUUCGUUUACAGUAUAGUUUCAUUUCUCGCCCGUGUACACGCUAUUAUGUAAUAUUUUGGUCCUGGUCUCGCCCUAGGAAAAUGGAAUGAUAUAUAUGUGUGUUUAUUUAGGAUGAGGCCAAAACGCAGCGACAGGUUUUCGCUGAUCACCGAGGAGUUUAAUACUCUCCGUCUCCAAAAACAAAAGUGAAUCGUUUCCCCUGUUUAUUCUCGUUCGACGGCAUUAAAGUCUGUGUUUUCGAAGAUAAAGGGGUAAAUUACUGACAAAUAAACCAUGACAGCCCGUUGUUUGGCUUGCUUAACAGAAUAACGACAGACUUUGUUAUGGCGAUGCUGCAGUUUGCUUAUUGCUAAGUCGGUUGCGCGGUUAUUUUAUUGCGCGUUUUAAUUUGAGAACUUUUUUAAAGCAAGUUUGAAAAGUGUAGACGUGGGAUUAGUUGUAACCGAGUGUAAGAUGUUUGCAGGGCUCCUACGAGGAAACUGAGCUUAAUGGUCCACAGGAACUUUACCCCCUGCGAGCCUAAGUUUUAUUUUCGAGUGGUAGAUAAUAAUAAUAACUUGGGAUUACUUGUCAGUAACUUUAUUACAUGUAUUUAGACGCUGGAAAAAAAAAUUGCAGUUAGUCGACUGUAGUAAUAAAACAUUGGGCAAGGACCAGGGCAGCUUGAAAGAACGAUCCUGAGAGCUCAUUACAGAUGUUAAGCACGGAGAUGUCGUUGGUGUCCUCCAGGAUGUCGGAUGUGGAGCUGUUGAAGAAGAUGCUCAGGGCUGUGUUGCAGUCCAACAAGAAUGGCGUGUCGCUGUCACGGCUGCAGUCCGAGUACAAGUCCCUGACGGGCGAGUUUAUCCCUUACAAGCAGAUGGGCUAUCCCUCGCUGGACAGCUUCCUGAACAGCAUGCCGUCGGUGGUCAAGAUGGAACGUAGCCGGACAGGAGAGGUGGUCUGCUUUGCGGCGGUAUGCAAGGAGACGGCCCACAUCGCUCAGCUGGUGGCCCGCCAACGCAACGCCAAGAAGGUUGGCCGCCCCCUGCUUGUCAACUGCCAGAUGAGGGUGAAACCAGCGACACCCUUCAUGUUGAACGCCAAGCCGAGGACAUCCCUUCGCCAGCCAGACCACAUGGGUCAUGCUGGACAGGGAAUGACACGCCUGUCCUUGAGCAGCCGUCUCGGGGGCCCAGGGGACUUCCGGCAGGUAUCCAUGAGGGACACCCAACCUGACGGGCGGGUCAGCGCUGCCCAGAACAAGGCCCCCCCAAUUCAGAUAAGGAAGCCUCCCAUACCGGGUGACAAGUACGACAAGAAGAUAACCCUACCCGUGAAGUUUCAGAAGGAGGUACAUUUGACCCUGUCCAGGAAUCUUCCGCAGACCAGUGCUCCCUCUAACAUAAACCAGAAUGUCCCUCCUGGGAAGUCCAGACCACUCCAGUCCAGUGGCUACAAUCAGCAGUUGGUCCAGAACCGUCUUAGGGAUAUUCUGAAUAAAUACAGCAAUGGAUUCUGGGUGUCGAAGCUGCCUCAGCUCUACCGUGAGCUGUACAAGCAGGAGCUGCCCACAGAGGCACUCAAAGACCUUGAGCAGUGGUCUCAUGUCUGUUUGGUAGAGAAGCCAUGUAGCACCAAUCCGGCAGAGCUGUUGCUCUACCCUGCUAAAGAGGUGCCCAAGACCAGACCCAGCUCGUCCCCAUCUUCCACCUCGUCCCCCAAGCCAUCUCCCAGCAUGCGGAAUCAGUCCAGCUCCAUGUGCCCCGGGGUCUCUCCAUCGACUUCCUCACUGUCUUCUCCCCCGUCGUCCCCCGUGGGUUUAAGCCCGGAUAUCAAGGUCAAGUUGGGCGAGCUGCUAGCUAAGUACAGCAAUGGGCUUUGGGCCAACGCUCUGCCUAAGCUCUUUCAGGAGACUUACAAAAUCCGGUUCCCCGAGCAUGUUCUCGAUGACCUCAGUGUCCUGGAGGACAUCUGUACUGUUAACUAUCCAAUGCCUGACAACCUCAAGAAGGCCAUCCUGUACCCUCUGCGAGAUGUAGACGAAAAUCGGAAUCGCGUGGUGCCAGAGCACGUGUCACAGACAACUCAAGACGUGCUUCGCCGUCCCAGUGCCGUACCCCCUCUCCUAAUUCCUGAGGAAGAGUACCCGUCUGUAUUGGUGGUGGAAGUGGCCAGCACUGUCAGCGUUACUCUCAGAUUUAUUGGUAAGGACUACUCCCAGGCUCAGGAGUCCCUGGAGGAUGAAAUGCGGGAGUUCUAUGGUCAGGACAGCACAAGGAAGCGCCUCUCUCCUCUGGCUCUUGGGCAGCUGGCUGCCGUCAAGGCUGAGGAAGAGGAGGAAUUCCUCCGCGCACAAGUGUAUGAGAUCAUGGGUGACAAGGCCAAGGUGUUUUAUGUCGAUCACGGGUUUUCUGAAGUGAUCAACACUGGCAAACUUUUGGAACUACAUCCAAAGUUCUUCAGACUGCCAUUCCAGGCCACUAAAUGCAAAUUAGCAGGCUUAGAGCCGUUUUGCCAGGAGCCUCCAGUGAUUAAGAAGUUUGAGACCAUGGCCUGUGGAAAGAUCCUCUUGGCUGAGAUCCUGGAGAGGGGGGACACACCCCUGGUUGUGCUGUAUGAUACUUCACAAGAUGAUGAUGUCAACAUCAACGCUGCUUGUAUGAGAGCCUUGCAGGACAAGUCUUUGGAGAACACCUUAGAGGUCAACAGCACCCACAUGCACGUCAGUGUAACCAACGUUUGCUCUGAUGGAAGCAUUUAUUGCCAGUUGUCGUCACGUGGUCUUGCCAAGUUGACAGAAAUGUUGGAAAAGACUGAGGCCUACUUUCACUCCCAGGUGACGUCAGAGUUUCUGGUGUCCAGGCCUUUCUGCGGAAAAUUCUGUCUGGCCCGAUAUAAAGGCAAAUGGUCUCGAGUGGAGAUCACCAACUUGCACGGCAGCCGUGUGUUGGACAUCCAGUUUGUGGACGUGGGUGUCCCCGCUUCAGUGGAGGUCAUUGAGCUGCGGGAGGUCCCGCCCCCCUUCCUGCGGGAGCUUGUAGCCAUCCCACCUCAGGCUCUGAAGUGCAGUCUGACCGGGCUGCCACUCGAGGUGGGCUCCUGGACCCCAGAUGCCGUGCUUUGGUUGAGGGAUGCUGUGCUGGGCUCCACGGAGUGCAGCAUCAAGAUCGCUAAAGUGGAUGAGGCCAAAAGACUAGUGCACAUCUAUUUGUUCACCUCCAAGGACUUUUACGACACGGGACGUAGUGUCAACCAGCAGGUCGCUGACACGGACCUGUGGAAGCAUCAGAAGGAUGUGUUUCUGGGCAGCCGUGGUCCUGGCAAGAAGCCCAGUCGCCCGGCCACACUCCCCAGUGACGGCAGGGCUAGCCCUCAGCUCAGGAGCAGCCAGCACGCCCCUGAUCUCCAGCUUCCCCCGAUGCUAGAACUGCCACCCUUGGGGCAAAACAUAGACAUGUAUGUGUCGGUGGCCUGCCAUCCGGGCCACUUCGUGCUGCAGCCCUGGAAGGAGCAGUACAAGUUGGUGGUCCUGAUGGGAGAGAUGAUCCUGUAUUAUAACAAAACUGAGGAGAGGCCAGUCAGUGUGGAGAAGAACCAGAUCUAUGCUGCCAAAGUGGAGAACAACUGGCACCGUGUGCUCGUGAAGUGCAUCCUAACCAAUGGCCUGGUGUCUGUGUACGAGCUGGACUACGGCAAACACGAGCUGGUCAGCUGCACCAAACUGCAGCCACUCAUCAGCGAGUUCCGCCAGCUUCCCUUCCAGGGAAUCACGGCGCAGCUGGCUGGAAUCAAACCUCUACAGUGGUCAGAAGAAGCUUCCAUGGUGUUCAGGAACCAUGUGGAGAAGAAGGCGCUGGUUGCCCAGAUCGAGGUGGUGCAUGAGGCAGCCCAGCCCUGGGACCGGAAGGUGGUGGCAUACCUGGUGGACACCAGUCAGGAAGACAGAGACAUCUGGGUGCAUGACCUCAUGUCCGAGUUUGCGGAGGAACUUAGCAAGCCGGCAUAACACAGCCUGGCCCCUAUCAGCAGAGUCCUUGUUGGAUUUUCCUGCACAUGCUAAACUGUAGCUCCAUCUGAGCUCGGCACUGCAACAUGGGAAGUUCAGGCUCUCCCGCGAUGUUUCCUGCUUAAUUAAGUGUGGAUCUGUUCACAUAGUACUAAACAUGCUAAAAUGAACUCAAUGUGCAAAGUGAUAAAGUUUACAAUAUUUAGUUUGUUUUUUUUAUUCAUAUAUAUAAUAUGCAGCUUGUGUUCAUGGAGGUAUAUAAAGGUGGGGAAAAAAAUCCUUUGUUUGCUUUAUACUAUGAAGCCUUUUGACUUCCAGCUGUUUAGUGCUGUCUUAAAUUUAUUACUACAAAACUACAGCAACUUGAAUCUAUUGUGAAACUAAUUUAUGGAUGUUUGGAUAAUAUAGUUCCUGCUUUUCAGGUCAUUGCCUAUUUCCUUGAAGCUUGAAUGGAAAGGCUGCGUUGUAUUUAAAUUUGCACUGCUUUGUUUGUUGUGAAGGGUUUAUUUAAUGGUUGACCGAAUUUCUAGAGUGAAAUAAAAAUAAAUUUUGUGAAAAUA